Molecule: messenger RNA, 1356 nt
Organism: Mercurialis annua (annual mercury)
Lineage: Eukaryota; Viridiplantae; Streptophyta; Magnoliopsida; Malpighiales; Euphorbiaceae
Exons: 4
Coding region: 1-1356 (451 amino acids)
Biological process (GO): regulation of transcription by RNA polymerase II
Cellular component (GO): SAGA complex
Molecular function (GO): transcription coactivator activity
Source: RefSeq, a predicted model, not a curated record
AUGGUUCAAACUUAUUUUAUUUUGGCUCUUGAUGCAUAUGGGCCUGCUCAUUUGAGUGCUUGUUUGGCAUUUGUGUAUUGGGUGCUACAGAUCAUUCUUUCUGAAAUUUUUGGCGGCAAGGUCAAGCAGGAAGGAGCGUGUAAUGCACCAUCCAAUAUCAUUCUUAGCACGUGUGAAAUUAAACCCGAACGCGCGUGUUUGAAAGAGGAAAAUUUUGAAGCUUUUACGAAAAACAGAAAAUUAGCUCGAGGAGUGUCAAAAGAAGAGAUGGAUCAAAGGUGGAAUCAGCAUUCGCGGGUAAAUCUCGCGGAGUUGAAAUCUCUGAUACUUAAAAGAAUUGGGGCUGAAAAAGCAAAAUUAUACUUCUUUUAUUUGAAUAAAUUCCUGGAUUUGAAGCUCACCAAGGUUGAGUUCAAUAAGCUUUGUUUUCGGGUUCUUGGAAAGGAGAAUAUUCCAUUACACAAUCAAUUAAUAUCUUCAAUUUUAAAAAAUGCUUGUAAUGCUAAAGUUGCACCUCCACCGGCUCCUAAUAAGGAGUAUCCGACAUCUACAAGUGAUGGGUCCCACACUUUUCCGAAUGGGAAUGUUGAUAUUGUUUCUCUUCAAUCAACUAUUAAAGGUGAUAAUGAAACUUUGCAAGAUGGCUUACGGAAGCCGGUGCAGCAUCAUCAAGUACUCUUUGACAGAGAUAAAGAAGAAGAUACAUUGUUUCACCAUUCUACUAAAUUACUGCCGGCAAAACAGUCAACAGAUGGCUUGGUGUCUGUACAGAGUAAAGAACAGAGUGAAGUAUCUGUAUUUGCGGACAGAAAAGAGGUAUAUGCUAAAAGUUCGCUUGUGGCUCCACUUGGAAUUCCAUUUUGCAGCCCGAGUAUGGGCGGUGCUCGCAAGCCUUUACCCUUGGCUCACAGUGCUAGAUGUGCUAGCUCAUUUGAUGCUGACGGAUUGCUAGACAUACAGUCACUGAGAGAAAGAAUGCAACAAAUUGCCGCUUCACAGGGACUGGAGGGGGUAUCUAUGGAUACGGCCAACUUGCUGAACAGUGGCUUGGAUACAUAUUUAAAAGGACUGAUAAAGUCUUGCAUUGAGCUUGUGGGUGCAAGGCGUGGAUGUGGUUUGAUGACAAAAAGUAGCCACAAGCACAAUUCUCAUGGGAAGCUUGUCAACGGAUUUUUGUCUGGUCAUCAUCUGCUGUUGCAGAAUAGUAGUAGGCAGUUAGAUGGAAUGCAAGAACAGAGACCCCAUUUCUCGAUAUCUUUGCUGGAUUUCAAAAUUGCAAUGGAGCUUAAUCCGCAGCGGCUAGGGGAAGACUGGCCAUUGCUGCUUGAGAAAAUUACACACGCAUUUGAAGAAUAA